This is a messenger RNA of Magnolia sinica, 7847 nucleotides long. RefSeq names its product pentatricopeptide repeat-containing protein At5g62370. The coding region runs from base 303 to 3407 and encodes 1034 amino acids. Lineage: Eukaryota; Viridiplantae; Streptophyta; Magnoliopsida; Magnoliales; Magnoliaceae. The record is from RefSeq and is a predicted model, not a curated record. Gene Ontology annotation, molecular function: protein binding. The transcript has 5 exons.
AAUGGGCGUCGAUUGGGAAUGGGCGCAGGAAAGUCGCGUCCCCUUCUUCUGCCUGUCUCCUGGUUGGACCGGACCGGACCGUACAGUUAUCUUCCGGUUCGCAUUUUAAACACUGCUCCGUACUCUCUUCCUAACCCUAAUAAGAAAAUCCCCGCGCCACAAACUCCCUCCUCUUUUCUGCUGUCUUCUCAUCCCUACUUUCCAUGUCUCUUAUCCCUGCCAUUUCAUGAAACUCUACCAAUACCCUCCCUCUUUUUACUACCAAAGUAGCCUCUUCCCCACCCUAUAUUCCUCCCAACUUCAUGUCUCCUCCCCAUGAAGAGGACCAUCAAACAUCCCUGGCUUCUACUACUACCAUUACAAUGAUAGUUAAAAUUACCAAAAAGCCCCUGAAUCCACCCCAUUUCCCUCUCUCUACCUUCCCUGUCAAAACCACAACCACAAACACCUCUCUCAUCCCACUCGAUUCCUACUCGUCUCCGUCCACUCCCGCUGAGGACCACCGAAAUCACUGCCUCGCCCUCGCAGACCACCUCGUCAGUCGUGGCAUGCUCUCCGCUGCUCACGGAGUCAUCUACCGCAUCAUCAAGAACUCAUCUCUGCCCGAUGCCAUCUCCACCGUUGAAUUCGCUGCUUCACGUGGGCUUGAAUUUGAUCCCGCCAGCUACAGCUCUCUCCUCCGGUCUCUUGUGAGCUCCGGCCAGACUGAAAAGGCCGAACACCUUCAUGCUGUCAGCAGAGGUACCGAUUCUGAUCCGUCUGUGUUGAAUUGCAUGGUAGUCUGUUGUUGUAGGUUGGGGAAACUAUCACAAGCGAAGGCCCAUUUCGAUCGAAUUGUUGAAAUUGGAUGCCUGCCGUCGAAGCCCGCAUAUGAUAUGUUGAUUCGCAGGUUCUGUAUGGUAGGGAAAUUCUCGGAUGCCGUCAAUCUCUUUUUUCAAAUGGUUGGGGUGGACAUCUUUCCCGGGCAUUCGUCCUUCAACUUGCUCAUUAACAGCCUUUCCUCGAAAGGGUAUUUAGUGGAGGCCGUUGAAGUGUUCUCUGUAAUGGUCAAAUCUGGCACUCGGCCGACACUUCACUUGUAUAAAUCUCUAGUUUAUAAUUUCUGCAAGCAGAGGAGAGUGAAGGAAGCAGAGUUACUAUGCAGAGAGAUGGAGUCGCAUGGUUUCUUCCCGAAUCGGGUCAUGUAUACUUCACUCAUUAAUGGGUACUGCAAGGAGGGUAAGAUGGAGUUGGCUCUUGAUGUUUUUCAGAGAAUGCAGGAAAUGGGCUGCGGGCCCGACACUUACGUGUACAACACGUUGAUUUACGGGUUCUUGAGGUUGGGCUAUGUCGAUUCGGGUUGUCAGUGUUUUAACGAGAUGGUGGAGAGCCAGUUGGAGCCAAACACAGUAACUUACCAAAUCAUGAUUAAUAAGUACUGUAAAGAUAGGAGGGUUGAUUGUGCUCUACAGCUUUUCGAUGCGAUGGCUCGUAGUGGUUUAGCUCCUAAUUUGCAUUGUUAUACGGUUUUGAUAUCUGCACUUGCCAAGGAAAACAGGCUGGUGGAGGCCGAUCAGUUGUUUAAAAAGAUGUUGGAUGGGGGUUUGGCUCCUGACCAUGUAAUGUUUUUAUCGUUGAUCAAUUCAUAUCCGAAAGGUCACGAGCCCCUUAUAGCACUCAAGACACUGCAGGCAAUAGCCAAGCAUGGGUGCAAUAUAGAUGCAUCGAUUUUUGUUGGGUCAACUAGUUCAUGUGCGGAUGAGACUCGGCAUCGAGAAAUCGAGCUACUUUUCAAUGAAAUUGUAAGAAGUGAUAUUGUUCCUGCUCAAGUGGCAUUCAAUAUCCUGAUAAAUGCCUUCUGUGCAGAAGGGAAGAUGGAUCUUGCUCUUCUUUUCAUGGAUAAAAUGGUCGGUCAUGGAUGCGAGCCUUUAGUUUCUACCUAUAAUUCCUUGAUCAGAUGUCUUUUUAAGGAGGGUCGGGUCAAAGAUGCUGGGUCGCUGUUGGGUGUUAUGAAAGGCAGGGGUGUUUUUCCCAACCUGGCUACUUAUUUGAUAGUGAUAAAUGCACAUUGCAAACAGGGGGAAGUAGGAUCGGCUUUAAUGGUGUUUGAAGAUAUGGUUGAGAGAGGGUUAGAACCUACAGUUGCAAUUUAUGAUUCUAUAAUUGGUUCGUUGUGUAAGGAGAAUAGAGUGAAGGAAGCUGAGUUUAUGUUCCAAAGGAUGCUCAAGGCUGGAGCGACACCUGACGAAAUAAUCUAUACCACAUUGAUUAAUGGGUACUCUAAAAAUGGAAGAGCUGUUGAUGCUUGUCAUCUAUUUGAUGAGAUGAUAGCGCAUGGCUUUCAGACUAGUUCCCAUGCUUACGCUGCACUUAUAAAUGGAUUAAUGAAGAAAAACAUGAUCACUAAGGGAUGCGAGUAUCUUGGUAGGAUGUUGGAAGAUGGCUUCGCACCGGACACUUAUCUUUACACAAUGCUUAUCCAUCAGUUUUGCCGGAAAGGAGAGAUCAGCUUUGCCUCUGGCUUGUUCAAUCUAAUGGUUAGAAACCAGAUUGAGCCUAAUUUGUUCACAUAUGGAUCUUUGAUUGGUGGGAUUUGCAGAAACAUCUCGCGUAGCCGUAGAAGGGAACCUUUGUUAGAUAAAAGAUCAGAGAAUAUGAGACGGUUGCUUUUCAGUUUGCUGCCCCAAAAAACUUUAGUACCAGGAGAAUUGAAUAAAAGAAUUUUUUGCCACUCUCCUGACAAAAAGAUUGAGCUUGCUUUAAAGCUGAUGCAAGAUAUGGCAGUGACAGGACUGAUGCCAGAUUUACAUGUCUACAAUGGGAUGAUUAAUGGACUUUGUAGAGCAGACAUGAUGCAAGAUGCAUAUGAUCUUCUAGAUUUUAUGCUGGAAGCUGGUGUGGCUCCUAAUCAUGUGACUUACACCAUUCUCAUCGAUGGUCACAGUAGAUUUGGUAAGAUUGAUUUGGCAGUCAAGUUAUUCAACCAGAUGAAUGCGAAUGGAUGCACCCCGGAUAAGGGCACAUACAACACGUUGAUUAAAGGCCUUUGUAUGGCUGGAAGAGCAAUUGAGGCUUUAUCGGUCUCACGUACAAUGCAUAAGAGGGGCUUAGUUCCCAACAAGGUUUCUUACGAUAGAUUGGUUGCAUGCCUGUGUAAUAGCAAUUCCAGCGAUCUUGCCUUGAAUCUGUUUGAAGAGAUGAAUUCGCAUGGCUAUGUGCUGCACCAACAUAAUUAUAACCGUUUCCUUUGCAUGUUGUGCGAAGAAUCCAAAUUGCUGGAGGCUCACAGAGUUUUCGAUGCAAUGCUCAAAAGAGGAAAGGCUCCCAAUGAAUCAACAAAGAGGAUGCUUGUAGACACAUGUUAUAAGCAGAGAGAGUUCGACUUGGCUUUUGUGAUUGAGGAAAAUAUGCUUGUGUAUGAGAACUAGUGUUGGUUCUAUCACGCACAUGGUGCAAUCUUCUUGAGUUGCUCGCUUAUUCUAUGCAGAAUCCUACAUCGGUCAUGGGAGUGUGUAGUGUACACCGCUUCAAGGGACCUGAAACCCAGUUGCCGAUUGAUGUUGAUUACUUUUCUCGGGGAAUGGGUUGAACUACGUGCCUCCCUUCUCUAAAUUCUACAGAUGUUAUAUGCCGUUGACAACCAUCGGGAAGAAAAGCCAAUGUAAGCAUCGGAUCAGUUCCAAAUUCAAUCACUGAAAGGAGUUCCAGGUCUGCUGGUCCCUGGGCCAAGCAGAAAACACCAUUUUGUUUUACUGAGCAUCAUGUAGUACCUAUUUAUCAAAUUGCUUUUGACCAUGUUCAGAAUGGUCUAGAAGCACUUUUUUUCUUCCCAUCAUAUCAAAGAGGGUCUGUGGGCAUUUAUAAUGUCCAACAUAAAGCUUAUUUUUCUAAUUAUAUUUUGCCUAUAAAUAUGAAUAUGUUACUUCAAGGCAAGUUUUUCUGAGGCCAACUGCUGAAUGUAAUGUAACAGGUGUAUGUUGCUUUUGUUUCAGCUGUAAUACGUGAAGCUUCCACUGGAAAUUAUCCUGGCUUGCAUCACUAGCAUCCUUUGGUUUCAGUACAUUUCUUGUGGUGAAUUUCUGAAGGGCCAGGUAUUGUGUGCUUCUCGCAAUCUAUAAACAGAGAGCCAUGCUCUUGGAGCUAACUGUUCUACAGCCUGUAAUUGUAGACCCGAAUCAAUCUCAUAAAUGCAAAUCUUUAUAAGAUGCUCUGGGCUCCAGAGAGGACUAUUAGUCAGGCGUCUACUUCUAUGGUGUGGCACUAUAGGGCUUCUCUCAAAUUAAUGGCCUUUGCAUGGCUUGUUGGGGGAAAUCAAGUUCUAACAAUUGACAAUCUCCGGAAUGAUCAUCCCUAAUGUGUGCUUGCUGUAUAUGGGAGGUGCUGAAUCUGUGGACCACCUGUUUAUUCAUUGUCCAUUCACACAUGGUGUGGUAGCCUUUUCAAUGCUCUAGGUUUGUCCUGGGUGAUGCUGGACACAACGGUGAAUCUGUUUAGGGCCCGGCACGGGUUGAAUCUUGGGAAGAAGGAGAGGCCUGAGUGGAGAUUAGUGAUGUACUGAUGUUGGCUGUAAUUUGGACAGUUUGGGAGGAGAGAAAUGGAACAUGGUUCAAUACUAUCAACAACUCUUCUUCUCAAGUUAUUUGUAGGGCUAAAUCCCGUUUGGCAGAAUGGGCUGCUUGUAUAAAUUUGUUAAAGCAUUGUAAUCUUCUGUUUGUUUGAGCGGGUUGUUGUUGGCGUGCUAUCUUGGCUCUUUUUCUUUUAAUAAUUUUUUUUUGUAGCUUUCAAUUCCUGUAACAGCCUCUAACAUUGAAAGAUGCACAAACCACUGCUGUGCUACAUGACUUUUUAGAUAUGAUGCCACACAAAAAAAAAAAAAAAAUUUCGAAUAAAAGAAAAAACUGCUGUGGCAUAUGACCUUUUGAAGACAGGAAUUAUAAAAAUCUCGUAGUUUUGUGCAGUAUACACAGUUUUCAGUUCUGAAGUGGGGCCCAUGCUUUGGUACUCCAUGCUCCAGGAAAAAAAUGUCGCCUGCAUCCUAAUGUGGAUGGCUUAUGCCCCAAAAAUCUCCCACAUUGUUCGCUGUUACUAGCCACCAGUGCUGGCACCCUUUUUUCUGUUGAAUAUAGGCCAUUGCUGAAUUUAUCUUGUGGAGUAUCUAUCUGUAGGCCAAAAUAAAAAGGCUAGGAUUGUGUCAUCAGGAGAUUUUUGGGGCAUGGUCCAUCCACUGUGGGACACAACACGCCAAUUUUGUAGACAACCAAACCAUGGGGCGUACUUUCCAAAAAACUGAAACCCUGAGUAUACUGCAAAAAGCCUCUGCUCAAGGUUCAAAUAUUCCCUCUUCGAGAUGAUACAACAGGAAACACUGAUGAGAGAGUGAAAGAGAAGAUCGAUUCAUUUAAUACCCACAAAAAUUGGAAAUUAUAAAGCUUAAAAUUCAUAUUGCCGCAAUUGAAAUGUUUUAAUAAAAUGUUUCAAUCUCCUUCCAGAUGUAAUAAAAGGGGAGGAUUAAACUGAUUUCAUUUUUUAGCUUCCAUUUCCAGGAAUCUAUCAGCUGAGAAAAUUUUCUGUGGGAUGCUGAGACAUGGAAAUUUUUAUGAUAUCAUGCCAAGUGGAUCUGUUGCAAACUUCGAAUGUAUUACAAAAGAAAAUGUUGUGUGAUGACAUCCUAUUCCAUGUAUAAUUUAUGUUGCGUGAUAUACUGAUCUGCUCAUGGCAUGUUAUUCUUGUAUUUAAGUAAGAAACUGUCACCUUAUUUAUUUUGGCAUACAUUAUAUUCGUUGUUGAUUUUUUAAUGAUUUAAUCAAAGUACAGUAGUACACCAUACUCAGUGUUCCAAACUGUUGAUAUCAUGGAAACCACCGUGGAUAGCACAUGCCCCAAAAUUAUCUUACAAAACCAUAGAAUUGCUGAUGAUCAAAGAAAUGGUUGAGAAAGAAAUACAGAGAUGGUGCACAUUAAACUGAUGACUAGGAUAUUCCAAUUUGUGAUCUUUUCUUUUCAUGGGCCAUCUAAGGAGCUGCCCAUCAUGUCAUUAGUUUUGGUCACCGAACUGUGGGCUUCACUUGUACCAGCUGAGAACUGUAGAUAUUCUCAAGCUAAUCAUUACAUAAUACCUCCAUCAAAAAAUAUAUCUAGAUGAACAGGGAAAAGCAUUUAAAUUUAUAAUAUAAAAAACAAGCAAAACAAAUUAAGUAAUUUCCUAUGAGCCAUGUCAGCAUCUAUGCAAUUCAAAACCUGCCAAGUGCAUCCAGCAUGACAAUCUUCUAAAAUUUUCAAGACCCUGGUUCAUCAUCUUUAUCAACUAAGCCUCAUCCCAACUAAUUGGGGUCGGCUGGAUGAAUCCUUCUCUGCCAUUCCACUCUAUCAAGGGCCAUAACUUCAGUUAGACCAUAGGUCAUCAAAUCUUUUCUUACUACCUCUACCCAUGUGUUUUUUGGGCCUCUCCCUUGCGUUGUUAGAGCUUUCAACUUGUACCAACUCACGCCUUUUAACCAGCGCAGUUCUUGGUCUCUGUUGCACAUGACCAAACCAUCUAAGUCUACUUUUACUUACCUUAUUACCUAUUGGUGCUACUCAUAAAUUCCCUCAAGUGCAUUCAUUUCUAAUUCUAUCAUUGUCUUGCUACUCAUCUAUCUCAACAUCCUCAUUUCAGCUGCACUCAUCUUAUGAAUAUGUUGUUCCUUUAUUGCCCAACAUUUUAUCCCAUAAAGUGUUACUAGUCUUAUCGCUAUCCUAUAAAAUUUCCCUUUUAGUUUGAGUGGUCACAUGGUGAUCACAUAAAACUCCAAAGGCACAUCUCCAUUUCUUUCACCCCACUUGAAUUCUAUGGUUAACAUCCUUCUCAAUCUCUCCACUCAUAAAUUAUUGACCUAAGAUAUUGAAAAUAAUCAUUUCGGAAAACUUCUUGGUCAAAAAUCUUUACUGACUCCUCGUUCCCACUCCUAUUGUUACUAAAAUUGCACUCCAUGCACUUUGUUUUAGUCCAACUAGUUUUAAAUCCUUCGGAUUCUAAAGCACCCUUUCAUAAAUCUAGCUGAAAUUGCGUGAUGUAGGAUACCACGGCGCGUGCGGAAGCUUGGUAGAGCUAUAGAAUGGUGGCUAUGUCAAAUAUGUCAAUUAAAACUAAGUAAAGCAAUUAACUCUAAGGCUUCCAAGAUAAUAAAGGGUCCAAUCACAUAGACUACAAUGGAUGCAAUAUGCUAAGCAAGUAGACUAUAAAUGAUAGUGUACAUGUGUGUGUGGGAGUGUAACUAUUAACUCUUAGCAUUCAUCUAAUUAUGCAUACAUAUAAUUAACUAAUCCAUCGCGUAUUGGCUCCCAUUAUUACUGUCACGUAACAUCCGUUAUGUAACUGUUUUUUAAUACUAUGGAUGCAAGCCUAUUAUAAUUGGGAACUCACUUGUCUUUCCAUUAGUGGUCCUCACAUUUGUUUCCACUCCUUCAUACAUCCUUAAUCAUAUUAAUAUAUCCUCUUGAAACUCCUUUUUUCCCCAACACCCACUAGAUUAACUCUCUAGGGAUCCUAACCUAAGCUUUCUCUAUGUCAAGAAAGACCAUGUGGAGAUCCUCCUCUCCCUAUUGUUUGGAUUCAUACUGGAGGUUAUGCCAUAAGUUUGACUCCAACUGCCAACCGACACAACCCCCCUCCAUCCAUGCUUAGGACUGGCAAUGGGAAUUUCUCAGAGAAAAUAUAAAUAAAUAAGCAUAAUGGAAAUAUGAAAACAUGUGUGAAUCGGCAUCAUCGCCUUAAUUUUCAUCUUCGAGCCUUGUUCAAGCUUUUUGAUGUCAACUUGGCUCUGCUGAAUGCCUCCAAAACUUCAACAACUGGCUGCCUCCCUGAAAUCAACUCUCCUCCUAUAUAUAUA